Molecule: messenger RNA, 2972 nt
Organism: Cataglyphis hispanica
Lineage: Eukaryota; Metazoa; Arthropoda; Insecta; Hymenoptera; Formicidae
Exons: 2
Coding region: 995-2095 (366 amino acids)
Source: RefSeq, a predicted model, not a curated record
UUCAUUACGUGCAACUGAGCUGGCCCCUCGUGACACGAAUGUCUCUAAAUGAGAGACUACGGUAAAUACGAUAUCGCGAUUGUGUGUGCUCGAUAUGUGUGCGAUCUUUCGCGCGACGAAUAACAAUAUCUAACGAAUUAUACGCUUCAGGGAAUUAUCGUGAAAGAAACAAUCUCUCGAGCCGUCGAACAAAUCCAAAGAGAAGAAACGUGACUGGACUUUAACAAGUGUAUUAGACCUACAUUUGAUGUGACAUUCCUUGUCUAAAUUUAGCUCUAGAAUUUUUCUCUUUUUUUAUUCAAGAUCGAUAGCACUUUACAAGAAAUGGAUAAAGAACAUGGAUCAAGCAGAUAAUUUAAUUACUAUAAUGCAGAUUGAUAAAAAUUAGAGAAAAAAGAAAUAAUAAUUUUCUAUGUAAAUUUUUAGAGUUGCCGACUGGGUCAGUGAAAUGAAUGAAGAAUCUUCAAUGAGAUGAAUGGAGGGGAGACUUAUUCCGGUUAUGUAACAGAGAUCGUGAACUUCUAGUUAGCAGUGAAUUACAGCAGGCAAUUCUACGAGCGAUUCUAGAAUCCGUUGGGGUAAAGCAUAUUUGAUAAUUCAUUUGAUAAAUCAUUUUCUUCACGAUAAUUUGUAUAUAAUUACAGGAGCUACUCGUAUCAUCUGUUUGGUUAUUAGCGGAAACGCUCGUCUACGUUGCACUAUGACUCGUUCUCGGGGCUAACAACACGGUUAAAAUGUUUUUAAUUAUACCGACGACUCGUUGCAUUUCGUGACGAUAAACAUUAUUAACGUGCGCGGCACUCGUCGCGACAACGUUAUUAGGACGAGGAGGGACAUAAAGAAAAAAAAAAAAGAGAGAGAGAGAAAGAGAGAAGAAAAAAAUUUCCUCAUAAUUCUCGACUUUCCGGCUUUAAGCGCGCGCGCGCUCUCGCAGUGCCGGUGUCCUUAAUUGCUGUCGUGUUUUAUUACAGCGAUAUUAUUUUUCCCUUUCGCUAUGGCCGACCCAGAUUUCCGCACCAAGUCGGGGGAGCAGUGCCGGUGCGGAGACUGCGACUUCAUAAGGUGCGAGUUGAUACCGGAGAUGGUGCACGAUCGUCGUUUCUGCGAGUCCGGCUCGAGGGAGUUUGUCGAGUUCGAUUCCGUUGACAUAGAGCAUCUCCGCGGAAUUCGCGAUUAUACGACCAAGCUAUACCGGGUGACGGCGCGGGUAAAAUUUUCUGGCGAGACUUGCAGCUUCCCUCUCGUUAUCAAGCUGCCCAAAACAGACGCGGAAUCUCUGCCGUCCGGCCCUUUUCAGAACGAGGAGAUGUUUUAUAGCAAGAUGACACUCGAGUACGGAACGAACGGUAUACCCAAGUGUUACCUGUCCGACUUGGGUCGAUACGGUCGACCGGUCAUAGUGCUGGAGGAUCUGACCGCGCAUGGUUACGCACAUGUAAACGAUAAAUUAGAUGAGGAUCACUUGAAAUUGUGCGUAAAAGCUUUGGCGGUGUUUCACGGCAGAGGAUUGAGGCUGAAAGCGCGCAAGUUUCCCGUUUUCCGAGAGUUCUAUGCGAAACUGUUUGUACCGGACAGCUUGUAUUCUAUUCAACAAAAGUUCGAUGACAGCGUACAUUUAAGCUUCGCAUCACUCAAGUCAAAUCUCGCUGAAAAAACAAAAAGAAAGCUGCACGUAAUGGAAAGUUUGGCCACGGAGAUCAACGACGUUUCGAUCGUCUGCCACGGUCAUUUCACGCGGGAUAACGUAUUGUUCAAGCACGAGAACGGCAAACCGAGCGACGUAAAGAUGAUCGAUUGGGAAACAAUGAGGCACUGCUCGCCGGCGAUCGAUUUCGCUCUUAUUCUCUUUACCAAUAUGCCCGACGAAAGUGAACUGCCGAAAGUCGAGACAUUCUGCCGUAAUAUUUUGCGAUUUUAUUUGGACACCGUGAAAGAGGAGUAUCCGCAAGUGGAACGCCAACUUUUGGAACGAGAUAUUAUCACUAAAUUGCUGCUGGGUUAUAUUAACUUGUGCAAUGACGAUCCGAUUAGAAUCACGUACGAAGAACUGGGGACGAUGUUGCACGUGCUCGAUGGUCUGGGUAGCCUCGAUUAGAACCGCUCCCGAUGUGUACAUUGGCAGUUUUGAUCCUCUACGAUGUACGCGAUGUACUUGUUUCACAUGUUAAGCUCUAUCACAACUUUAUCGCGCGUGUUCGCGAUAAGGAUAUACGUCGAAGGGAGUGUUAUUGGCAGAUAUAAAGAGGUGUGUUUAAAAAUGCAUAUAUUAUCACUUUACAAAUGAUUAUAUUAUCGAUAUUUAAAAUAUUUUUUGUAUUAAAGUUCAUAAAAAAAAAUAAAUUUUUCGUUUUAUUUUAUAAUUAUUCACACACAUUUCAAUUAUUCGUUUUGAAAUUAUAAAAUCAUUCACUGUGUUUAAUUCUUGCAACUCUUAUCAAUGUCUGCAGAAAUGUAUCAAUUUUUAAAAAGCACGAAUUAAUCGCGUCGCAACAAAUCAUAAUUAUUAAUAUCAUUUUUUUUCGACUGUAAUAAAUUAACUCUAUAUGACGUUACGAAAGCUUUAUUAUCGCAUCUCUUUGUUUUAGUAUUUAGUUCAUUACAUUUACAUGACUGAGAUGCUUAUUUUUUACACGUGAUGAAUGUAUCGUACAACAGUUGCCGUUAUGAUAUAUAACGUCCACGUCCAGCAAUGAAAUGCAGUAUGCCUUGUUUCUCGGAAAUGCAAGCUCGUAUUGUUACUAUGGAUUACACUGCUCUCGAUGUUCAUAUUACCCUAGUUUGAUAUUUUUAGAUUUAUUUGCCAUCCACAUCUUCAUUAAUCUGCAUUACGUAUUUGUCAAAAUUCCCGUUAGGAUAAUUCCGAUUAAAAUUUUCGAAAUAAGAGUAAUUAUACAUACAAAGAAAUUAUUAUCGUAAGAAUAUUUCUCAAUUAUGUAAUUUUUAAUAAUAAUGAAAUUUAUGAAAUACUCGUA